AUGGAAGAGAUCGCCGAAGCAGCCGCAACAGGCAGCGGUCCAAGCGCAGAGCCAUCUCAGCAGCGAAUCAAGCGCUACAGACGCAAUGAAGAUGAAAAUGAUGAGGACAAAAGCGCCGGGCUGUUUGCAGCGGCAGCGGUUGAUGAGGAUGUCGAUGAUGGUUUCGAGGAGUACGUGCCCGUCAAGAAGCGGCGAGCGAUGGAGGAGGCCAAGCUGCGGCAGCUGAGAGGGGGUACCGCUCGCACAGACGUGCUGUCUGGCGACGACGAGGGUGGUGAUGGCAGCCGACCGCUGAGUGCUGCAGCGCAGCGCGCGAGAGAGAGCCUGCUGGUUUCAACAGCGCGCGCGCGCGCAGCCGCACCCGAGAAGACCGAGGAGGAGAAGGUGAUUGCUGAGGAGCAGGACAUAAUGCGGAACCUGAUGCAGAAGCAGGCGCUCAAGGCAGUACAGGAGCUGGCGCAGGGCGUCACCUACACCAAGAGCAUGCAAACAGGCUGGAAGGCGCCGCUCGGGGCCCGGCGCAUGAGCCACAGGCGGCAGCAGCAAAUUCGCGACACGUUUCAUAUCGCCGUUGACGGCCACAACGUGCCGCCUCCCCUGACGAGCUUCAAGGACAUGAAGCUGCCGCCUCCGAUCCUGCACCACCUGGAGACCAAGGGCAUUAAGAAGCCCACACCAAUCCAGAUACAGGCCAUGCCCGCAGCCCUGUCCGGUCGCGACAUCAUCGGCAUCGCCUUCACGGGGUCGGGCAAGACGCUUGUGUUCAGCGUUCCCAUGCUGAUGAUCGCGCUGCAAGAGGAGAUGAGGCUGCCGCUGGUGCAGGGGGAGGGCCCUGUGGGGCUGAUCAUCUGCCCGAGCCGCGAGCUGGCGAGCCAGACGCACGAGAUCAUCGUCAACUACACCACCGUGCUGGCCCAGGGCGGCUUCCCUGAGCUUCGUACCAUGCUGUGCAUUGGUGGCAUCGACAUGCGGCAGCAGACGGACAUCCUCAAGCGCGGGGUGCACAUGGUGGUGGCCACACCGGGGCGCCUCAAGGACUUCCUGCACAAGAAGAGGAUGAACCUGGACAUCUGCAGGUACCUGUGCCUUGAUGAGGCGGACAGGAUGGUGGAUCUCGGCUUUGAGGAGGAGAUGCGAGACAUCCUGUCAUUCUUCAAGUACCAGCGCCAGACGCUGAUGUUCAGCGCCACCAUGCCUCAGAAGAUCAAAUCCUUUGCAGAGAGCGCCCUGGUGGACCCCAUUGAGGUCAACGUCGGCCGCGCGGGUGCGACUAACUUGGACAUCAUCCAGGAGGUGGAGUAUGUGAAGGAGGAGGACAAGCUGGAGUACCUGCUGGACUGCCUGCAAAAGACUGCUCCACCUGUCCUCAUUUUUGCGGAAAACAAGAAAGACGUGGACGCUAUACACGAGUUCCUGCUUCUGCAGGGUGUCGACGUGGUGGCAGUGCAUGGUGACAAGGACCAGGAGGAGCGUCUGGCAGCGAUCAGCGGCUUCAAAGGCGGCCAGAAGGACGUGCUGGUGGCUACUGACGUCGCAUCCAAGGGGCUGGACUUCCCUGGUGUGCAGCAUGUCAUCAAUUACGACAUGCCAGACGAGAUUGAAAACUACGUGCACAGGAUCGGGCGCACAGGGCGCAGCGGCAAGACAGGAGUGGCCACCACAUUUGUCAACACGCGCCAGUGUGAGGAGUCAAUCCUGCUGGACCUGAAGCACCUGCUCCGGGAAGCCAAGCAGCGUGUGCCGCAGUUCCUGCUGGCACUUGAUGACCCAAUGGAGGAGAUGGAGAAGCUGGCCGCUGCUGCUGGCAAUGUCAAGGGCUGCGCGUAUUGUGGCGGCUUGGGCCACCGCAUCGGUGAUUGCCCGAAGCUGCGCGGGGAGGCCAAGGAGCAGUCCAAGACCAAGAAGGAUUACUUCGGCUCUAAUGGGUUUGGAGGAGAGAUGUAG
This is a messenger RNA of Monoraphidium neglectum, 1944 nucleotides long. RefSeq names its product ATP-dependent RNA helicase DDX41. NCBI's taxonomy places the organism in Eukaryota, Viridiplantae, Chlorophyta, Chlorophyceae, Sphaeropleales, Selenastraceae. Bases 1 to 1944 code for a protein of 647 amino acids. Gene Ontology annotation, molecular function: ATP binding; RNA binding; RNA helicase activity. The transcript has 13 exons. Gene Ontology annotation, biological process: mRNA splicing, via spliceosome. Gene Ontology annotation, cellular component: spliceosomal complex. The record is from RefSeq and is a predicted model, not a curated record.